CGGCUGCCGGUGUAGCUGCGGGAGCAGAGGAAGGAGGCAGUGCGUCCCUAGAGGCGUGCGCCGGGCGGAAGGACCGACGGACCCACGCGCGCAGGGAGAGGGCCGGCGGCGAGAAAUCUGCUGGCAUUGUGGGACCGCUUCAGGGCUGCCGAACGAACGCCAACUUGCUUCGUGUGUUUCGGGCAGGUCUAGGGCAGGUGGCAGCCCCGUCAUGGAUGGUGACAGACUUUUUGAUGAAGAAACCCAGAGCAGGCGAUGUCAGCCAGGGCGAUUUGGCUGUCAAAGGUUUUGAUAAAACCUGCCGUGUUCUCUUUCGGGGAAUCCGAAUGAGGGAGAUUACAGACACCUUCACCGGGAAGCCAAGGACAUUUCUGUAUAAUCAGUGGAUGAAAGGAUUUUCUCAGAGACUCUUUUUCCUUUUCCUUGAGGAUUAAUCCACCGCAAUCUACAAUUCCAGUGGAAGCCACAAGGCACAGGACGUGGCAGGAGCCUCGGGAGAGCCUUCGGAAUUGUUCUGGACCCUUCCUUUUUAGCCUAGAGGAGUUUACCACUUGCCACCCGCCGCCCCUCCCAGCCCCUACACUCCCUCCUGAUGAGCUCCUUAACCUGUUCUCAUUCCCUGAAUUGAGUUCUGUUUCCAAAACUGUCCUCUGCAGCUAUAAGUGGAUUGCCAGAAAGGAGAGAUUAAGAGCUGGGAGAAGAGGAAGCGCCGUGUGUUGUGUCUCCUCUUGGCUGCCGACAUGAAGUGCUUUCUCCCAGUGCUGGGCUGUCUGGCUGUGCUGGGUGUCGUGUCAGCGCAGCGGCAAGUCAGCAUCCAGGAAGGACCCCUGUACCGCACAGAGGGCUCUCACAUCACCAUCUGGUGCAACGUGAGCGGCUUCCAGGGGCCCUCUGAGCAGAAUUUCCAGUGGUCCAUUUACAUGCCCAAGGCCCCGGAACGGGAGAUCCAGAUUGUCAGCACCAUGGACGACACUUUCUCUUAUGCCAUCUACACGCAGCGUGUCCGCAGCAGGCAGAUCUACGUGGAGAGGGUCCAGGGGAACUUGGCCCUAUUACACAUCAUUGAUCUCCAGACCCGGGAUGCCGGGGUGUACGAGUGCCACACGCCCAGCACUGACGAGCGGUACUUCGGGAGUUACAGCGCCAAGACGACCGUCGUGGUGAUCCCGGACACCCUGCAGGCCACCUCUGUGCCCCAGACGUUGCACAAAGUGGAGCAGGACCGCCUGGAGCUCACAUGUGACACGUCCACGGAGACGCUGCAGCACAGCCACGUGUCAGUGGCCUGGCUCCGGCAGCGGGGUGGCGAGAAGCCGGUGGAGGUCAUCGCCCUGAGCCGGAACUUUGUGCUGCAGUCGAGCAGCGACUAUGCGCAGAGGCAGAGCCUGGGGGAAGUGCGCCUGGACAAGCUGGGGGGCACCACCUUCCGCCUCACCAUCUUCCACCUGCAGCCCUUCGACCAGGGCGAGUUCUACUGCGAGGCCACUGAGUGGAUCCAGGACCCGGACGGCUCGUGGUACCCCAUGACCCGAAAGCGUUCUGAGGGGACCGUGGUCAACGUCCAGCCCACUGACAAAGAGUUCACCGUUCGGCUGGAGACGGAGAAGCGGCUGUACACGGUGGGAGAGCCGAUGGAGUUCAGAUGCAUCCUGGAGGCACAGAACAUUCCUGACCGUUACUUCGCUGUCUCCUGGGCCUUCAACAGCUCACUCAUCGCCAGCAUGGGGCCCAACGCCGUGCCAGUCCUCAACAGUGAAUUCGCCCAUCGGGAGGCCAGGGGCGAGCUCCAAGUGGUCAAGGAGAGCGACAGUGUCUUUGUGCUGAAGAUCUACCACCUCCGCCAGGAGGACAGCGGCAAAUACAACUGUCGUGUGACGGAGAGGGAGAAAACAGUGACCGGGGAAUUCAUCGACAAGGAGAGCAAGCGUCCCAAGAACAUACCCAUCAUUGUCCUCCCCAUCACAGAUAACUGGGUAGUUAGAGUUCCCCAGCACCACCAGAUCCUGCCCCAAGGCCACGUGGAGAGCAGCAUCUUUGUGGAUGUGGCCAGCAACGCCAGCGUCAUCCUGGAGGGCGACAAUCUGCACCUUACCUGCAACAUCCGGACGACGGGCCGGCCACCCAGCCGCUUCUCCGUCAUCUGGCAGCUGGUGGACCGGCAGAACCGCCGUAGCAACAUCAUGUGGCUGGACCGAGACGGCACUGUGGAGCCCGGCACAUCCUACUGGGAGCGCAGCAGCUUUGGGGGCGUCCAGAUGGAGCAGGUGCAGCCCAACUCGUUCAGCCUGAGCAUCUUCAACACCAGGAAGGAAGACGAGGGCCAGUACGAAUGCCACGUGACCGAAUGGGUACGGGCCGUGGACAACGAGUGGCAGAUCGUGGGGGAGCGCCGGGCCAGCACUCUUGUCUCCAUCACCGCUCUCGAAACGGGCUUCUCAGUCACUGCCAUCUCCCGCACGCCGGGGGUAACCUACAACGAGUCCUUCGACCUGCAGUGCAUCAUCAAACCCCAUUAUCUCUCCCGGGUCCCUGUGUCAGUGACGUGGUGGUUCCAGCCGGUGGGCACCAACGAGUUCCACGAUCUGGUGACCUUCACCCGGGAUGGAGGAGUCCAGUGGGGGGACAGAUCUUCCAGCUUCCGGACCCGGACGGCCAUCGAGAAGGCAGAAUCCAGCAACAACGUCCGGCUGAGCAUUAGCCGAGCCAGCGACACGGAGGCGGGCAAGUACCAGUGUGUGGCGGAGCUGUGGCGGAGGAACUACAACAACAGCUGGAUGCGGCUGGCCGAGAGGACCUCCAACCUGCUAGAGAUCCGGGUGCUGCAGCCAGUGACAAAUUUGCAGGUGAGCAAAUCAAAGCGGACCCUCACCCUGGUGGAAAACAGGCCCAUCCAGCUGAACUGCUCAGUCAAGUCCCAGACCAGCCAGAACUCCCACUUCGCUGUGCUCUGGUAUGUUCACAAGCCCUCGGAUGCCGACGGCAAGCUCAUCCUCAAAACCACCCACAACUCUGCCUUUGAGUAUGGUACCUAUGCCGAGGAGGAGGGCCUGAGAGCCAGGCUGCAGUUUGAGAGGCACGCGUCCGGAGGUCUGUUCAGCCUUACUGUCCAGAGAGCCGAGGUCAGCGACAGCGGCAGCUACUACUGCCAUGUGGAAGAGUGGCUGCUGAGCCCCAACUAUGCCUGGUACAAACUGGCAGAGGAGGUUUCAGGGCGCACGGAGGUCACUGUGAAGCGGCCAGACAGCCGCCUGAAGCUCAGCCAAGCGCAGGGCAACCUGUCGGUUCUGGAGACACGGCAGGUGCAGCUGGAGUGUGUGGUCUUGAACCGCACGAGCGCAGCCUCACAGCUGCUGGUGGAAUGGUUUGUGUGGAAGCCCAACCAGCCAGAGCGGGAGACCGUGGCCCGCCUGAGUCGCGAUGCCACCUUCCACUACGGAGAGCAGGCGGCCAAGAACAACCUGAAGGGCCGGCUGCACUUGGAGAGCCCUUCCCCGGGCGUGUACCGGCUCUUCAUCCAGAAUGUGGCCGUGCAGGACAGCGGCACCUACAGCUGCCGUGUGGAGGAGUGGCUGCCCAGCCCCAGUGGCAUGUGGUACAAACAGGCCGAGGACACCGCUGGCCAGAUGGCUGUUCGCGUCACUCGACCAGAUGCUGCCCUGCAGGUGGACACAGUGGUCCCCAAUGCCACGGUGUUCGAGAAGGCAGCUUUCCAGCUGGACUGUAGCAUCGUGUCUCGCUCCAGCCAGGACUCCCGCUUCGCUGUGGCUUGGUACUCCCUGAGGACUAAGGCUGGAGGAAAAAGGGGUAGCCCUGGGCCAGAAGAUGGGGAGGAGGAGGAGGAGGAAGAGGAAGUGGAGGUGGAUGAAGAGGAGGAAGAGGACCCCACAGAGCGGACAGCCCUGCUGAGCGUGGGCGCAGAUGCUGUCUUUGGCCCAGAGGGCAGCCCCUGGGAGGGCAGGCUUCGCUUUCAGAUGCUCUCCCCGCUCCUCUACCGGCUCACCGUGCUGCAGGCCAGCCCCCAGGACACGGGUAAUUACUCCUGCCGCGUGGAGGAGUGGCUGCCCAGCCCUCAAAAGGAAUGGUACCGGCUGACCGAGGAGGAGUCGGCCCCCAUCGGCAUCCGCGUUCUGGACACAAGUUCCACCCUGCAGUCCAUCAUCUGCUCCAAUGACGCACUCUUCUACUUCGUCUUCUUCUACCCUUUCCCCAUCUUUGGCAUCCUUAUCAUCACCAUCCUGCUGGUGCGCUUCAAGAGCCGGAACUCCAGCAAGAACUCCGAGGGGAAGAAUGGGGUGCCCCUGUUGUGGAUCAAGGAGCCACACCUCAACUACUCCCCCACUUGCCUGGAGCCCCCCGUGCUCAGUAUCCACCCAGGAGCCAUAGACUAAGGGGACUGCAGGUGAUCGUAAACCACGGAGGAGCUGAGGCUCUCCUCGCUGCAUCUUGCUCUACCACCAGGCAGCGGACAGCACCCGACCUCUGGGGCGCCCUCGCAGAACACAGUCAGACUUCAGAAGUGUUCAGAGUCGCCCAUCUGUCAGAGGCAGACUGCCGCUAGGUGGCAGUCUUGGCCGGUUAGCUAUUUUCGAGCAGAUGGCGCCAUCCUGCCAGUUAGGUUUCUUGUUUUUGUUUUUGGUAAUGUGGUGAGUAGCUCCCGGUGGCACGUCUACUCGCUGGUUUAUAUAGUAUUCUCAGAUAUAGAUGUUACAGGGGUUCUUAUUCUUUGUAAGGGACUCUUUUUCAAUCCCUUUGGUUUACCCUUUUUGGAUUCCAUGAUUUGUGGAUGAAUUACUCUGAACUACCACUGAUGGCAAAAGGAAGGACAGACUUUAUAGUGCAAAGGACUCUCCUCCAAGGCUUUUUUCAUUUUUGCACACUUGAAAAUCCCACCCAUGGAUCAAAAUGUACUCCAACAUUUUUUACUUCCUUAAUGAGACUUGAAAAUUAUGUGUAGUAUGGGCCCAAUUUGUAUCUUAUCUUCUCCCUCAGCUGGAGUUGUUGGAACCACUUUGUAGUCAAGAUGAAAGCAUUGAAUUUAGCUUCAAAGAACUGUGUGUGUACAAGAUAAAUCCUGCGUAUAAACCCCACUAGGAGUAGGCAGUGCCCAGCCCAGCCUAUCUGUCUUGGGGAGCAAUAGGCUUCAUCCUAUCCUUGCCAAAAAAUAAGCAGACUUGGUUGGAGAACAAGUCAGAAACUCUGAACAGUACACACUUUGCAAGUUAAAGUGGGCAGAAGGUUACUUUCAGCUACUGACUUUCAGAUUGAUCAAAGUCAGCAAUGAGUGAAAGAAGGAAAUAAGGCUGGUUGUUGGCUUGGUCUGUUCUGCAAGGGCAGUCUCUGAUAACCGUGAGCAGGUGGGCUUCUGUUUCCAGGUGCUGUAUCAAACUCUUAAGGGCAAGUGGCCAGUGAGCCUGGAAAGGGGCCAGCAACUGAGCUGAACACAUGGGGCUCAAGCAGCCACCACAUACACCAUCGGAAGGCACAGGAGCCGGCUGACAGCUUAGGUUCAUGAACAUUGGGACAGUAGCCAGCAGUGGUUUCCAGAGCCUGGUGUUGGAGAACAGGGAGGAAUAGCUACCUCCCUGGAGGUAUGAAGACGACGUUUUCCUUCUUCCUUCUGACUACAUCUUUCUCAAAGAUAUUGAUGUCUUUCUUCUUCACCAUUUGACCUGCAUCUCACUGCCAUAAGAAUAUCUGCCCAGGGGAAGCCCAGACGCAGCCCUUUGUAAUCUUUAUGGAUUACCCCAUCUCAGCAGAACGUGGUCACAUGCGUGGACUUUGUACCCUUCCCUUUCUUAGAUCUUAUUUGCGGCUUUAGGUGAUUUGGUUAUUGUUGACUUUUUAUUUGGAUGUCCCUUAAAGCCUGGUGAAGCCAAUGUCACCUGUUAUUUUUCACUUGUUGGGCAAGAUCCUGGGCUCCGGAGCAUCCUCAGUUGCAAGUGCUUCCUUUUGCUUGCUCCAUGAAGAUGUUUUUUUUUUUUUUUUUGCCUGGCUUCCUCAUACUUUGCUGGCCACUUCUCUGGUGGCCCAGACGGUAAAGUGUCUGCCUGCAAUUCUGGAGACCCAGAUUCAAUCCCUGGGUGGGGAAGAUCCCCUGGAGAAGGAAAUGGCAACCCACUCCAGUACUCUUACCUGGAAAACUCCAUGGACAGAGGAGCCUUGUAGGCUACAGUCCAUGGGGUCACAAGGCGUCGGACACGACUGAGCGAAUUCACUUCACUUCCUCAUACUUUGCUGGCCACAAGUGCCAUCUUCCUUUCUUAUGAACUUGCAGCUUGAAUCCCAAGGGAGAACCCACUUUGGAAAAAGUGUCCAGGAGUUCUGGAACUAAGUCUAACCCGAGAGAUGAGUGUGGAACGCAAUCCUGAGGCUGAACAGAUGCCAGGGAAGGCUGUGGGAUUCCAGGCCAUGUGGACGCUGACCGUUACCUGGGUGCUUGGCAGGUGCUUUGAUGUGUCAUAGCCAAGGGAAAGGAACGCCGUUGCCUGGCUGUUUUCUGAAGGGCUUACAUAGGCUGCGUUUUCUCCCUCGCAGAUAUGCCAGUCCUCUCCUGCGACUCUGUGUAGGCACCACCACCUUAAUCCCACCAAUGCCUCACAUGCUCAUCCCUGUUUCCUGUGCUGCAUCAACGCUGUAGAGGCACAGAACAGGUGGAGUGGUGAGGAAAUCAGAUGGCCUUUGGCCCCAUUUCUUCAUGUCAGGGUGUGGACUUUCGGUGGGAAAUUGCUAGCCCCUAAUUUAUAGACUGAGUCAACCUGAGAAGAUGAUGUACUUUCCAUCCGUCUGAAUGCAAAGAUGCUGGAGGGCUGGCUGGAACUGGGACAUCUAAUGAAGAUUUGAGUUUGACUAGGUUCAUGGAAAAAAGAAAAGCCAGUGCUGCAUAUAAAUAAAUGAAGCACUUGCAGGAGAUUUGAAAGGAAAAAAGAAACCGAAGCCAGUAUUUUAAUAAUUGUCUUUUUUUUUUUUAAUUCUUGUGUAUUUUCUGUUGGGCCAGGGGGUACCAUCAAAGGGUGAGCUCAAAGGGUGAGCUUUUCUGCUUUGUAUGAAAAUCCCAAGGACCUUCUUUCUUUGGCCAUUUCUGUGGAUAUGUGGCAUCUGCUGAGUAGUAAUGCUGGCCUCCAGUGGCUGGGAGACCUCAUUGCAAGUUGCCUACAGGAGAGACCCAGAGAGGAAAAUGGCCAACAGCUCUGUUGACUUAUCUGUAUCUACAAUAUUGCAUUAAUAAAAAACAACACUGUGCUAGGCCCAUUCCAGGACAUGGCUAUGACCACACCCUCUUUCCCUAGGGGGUUUCUGUAGCAAGUUUUCAUGUUUUUUUCAAACAAUGGUUUCUCUGCGUUUACUGUUGAAGAAAAAAAUAGGGUAGACAGACUACCCAUGCAUGAUGUAGAGAGCUGUUGAUUUGUUUUUUGUUUGUUUUUUUUUUUUAAAGAAAACUAUUUGUAAGAUGUUGCACUAAAAUGUUUUAUAUACACUUCAGAGACCUGUAGUAAAUUAUGUUGAAAAUAUGGCUGUUUACAUUGA
This is a messenger RNA of Capra hircus (goat), 7524 nucleotides long. RefSeq names its product immunoglobulin superfamily member 3 (gene IGSF3). The record is from RefSeq and is a predicted model, not a curated record. NCBI's taxonomy places the organism in Eukaryota, Metazoa, Chordata, Mammalia, Artiodactyla, Bovidae. Bases 741 to 4388 code for a protein of 1215 amino acids. The transcript has 12 exons.